GUUCUUCAGUUUUCGUCAGUUUGCGGAGGAACACGCAGCGUUCUCGUUUCGUUUCGCAGACUUUUUAUAAUACGUACGGUUGGUUAAUUGCUUUGUGUCGCGUCGCGAAAUCGUCGGCGAGUGGUAAUUCGAUCUGUCGUGGCUCUCGCGCGCCGAACGAAACUUGUGCGAGUAAAAGACGACGGUCAGCUAUCGAGAUGGCCAGGUAUCGAGACGGCCAGCUAUCGAGACGGCCAGCUAUCGAGACGACAGCUCCGGACGAUAAGAAAGCGACCGCUGGUCGGAGUUUUCCACGGCGGAAAGGCCCGAUAGGGUGGCUCUCGAGGACAAGUUUACGAAAAACAUACAAGACGAAAAAAGAAAAUAUCUGAAUCUGAUAUGAAUCCACCAAGACAAAAUCAUAAUAAAGGCUAUGAUUCUGAUUUAAGUCCACCUAGAAUGUCUAAAUCUAAGAACUAUGAUCCUGAUUUAAGUCCACCUAGAAAAUCUAAAUCUAGGAAUGACGAUUCUGAUUUAAGUCAAACAUUAGAUGGAAAGAAAGCUGGAUUGCAAGAUGCAAGGGCAUUACGAGAGGAAACAGAAGCCCAUAAAAAAAGAGAAGCUGAACACUUUAGCAAGCUUAGCAAAAAAGUCACUGGCGUUGAUCAGACUGCAAUUCUACAAGAUUCUAAAACGGGUAGAAAACGUAAUUUAGAAGCAGAAGCAGCAGAGGAGCGCGAGAAACAGAACAGACAAACAGAAUUGAAUGAAAAGUAUACUAAGUGGGGGAAGGGGUUGAAACAAGUCGAAGAUCGCGAAGAAAAAUUAAAAGACGAUCUCUACGAAAUGAGUAAGCCACUUGCAAGAUAUGCAGACGAUGCCGAUUUGGAUAGAAGACUCAGAGAUCAAGAAAGAGAAGGCGAUCCGAUGUUAGAAUAUAUUAAACAGAAGCAGAUUGAGGAGGGAAAGAGAAAACCAGAUCGACCAACUUACGAGGGAUCUUUCAUGCCAAAUCGAUUCGGUAUCAAACCUGGAUACCGUUGGGACGGCGUCGACAGGAGUAAUGGCUACGAGAAAAAGUGGUUCGAAGCGCAAAACGCUAAGACGGCUCUUCAAGAAGUAGCCUAUGAAUGGAGCACUGCUGACAUGUAAAAUGUAUACACUUUCUGUUUGUAUACGAAUUAGGGUAAUAGGAAUUCAUGAACUCGAUUUCGAAGCGUAAAACAUUCGUAUUUGAGACGGCCUAAAACUGUUCCGGCUGAAGUUGAAGCUCGAACGACCAACGCCAAGCUAUUCGACUAACGAAGUUUGCAAUUAAGAACUUUUUUAAUCCGAUACGAGAGUGAAAAACAUUUUAAAAUCUCACUCUUAUACAUUACGGCAGUAAUGUUGUUAUAUCAAUUACUGAGAUCAUUUAUUCUUAAUUAUUUCGUGAUAUUCUAAUUUAUAUUUACUCUGUAUUGGUGUUUUUCAAUGUGUCCAUAGCACAUACUGUACUACAAAGUACAUAAAAAUUCGAUACUU
Megalopta genalis is the source of this 1503-nucleotide messenger RNA. The record is from RefSeq and is a predicted model, not a curated record. Lineage: Eukaryota; Metazoa; Arthropoda; Insecta; Hymenoptera; Halictidae.